AUGGCGGACGCCGAGGUCCUCGCUCUCGUACGGCAGCACAAUAAGCCCUUCAACGCAGUCGGCGUGGGAGAUUAUUUGGCAGUCAAAGGAAUCAAGAAAACAGCGGUGCAGAAGGCCCUCGACAGCCUGGCGGCAGCCGGCAAACUCACAGCAAAGGAAUUCGGGAAGACCAAGAUCUACCUGCCACCCCAGGACGGCUUGGAGGUUCUCAGCAAGGAGGAGCUCGAUGCCAAGAAAGCUGAGCUGAAGGCGCUGCAGGCUGAGCUGGCAGAGGAGCAGAAGGGGCUGCGGGAGACAGAGGAGGAGCUGCGGGGCUGGGAGACGAGCCUCACGGCGGAGCAGCUGCGGAAGCAAGUAGAGGAGCUCAAAGCAAAGGCGGCCGCGCAGGCGACCAAGCUCGAGGGGCUCAGCAGCGGCGCGACGCUGGUCACGGCGGACGAGCGGGCGGCGGUGGAGAAGGCGUUUGUUGCGGCCAUGGACGCGUGGCGCAAGCGGCGGGGCAUCUUCCGGGGCAUCUGGGACACCAUCAGCGAGGGCCUGGAGGGCAAGCAGGCCGACCUCUUUGAGGAGAUCGGCGUGGACACGGAUGAGGCAGCAGGCGUGAGCUUCGGGGAGAUCUCGCAGCUGCUGCCCAACCCCAACAAGAGGCGCAAGGUGUGA
Molecule: messenger RNA, 660 nt
Organism: Monoraphidium neglectum
Lineage: Eukaryota; Viridiplantae; Chlorophyta; Chlorophyceae; Sphaeropleales; Selenastraceae
Exons: 8
Coding region: 1-660 (219 amino acids)
Biological process (GO): meiotic strand invasion involved in reciprocal meiotic recombination; meiotic joint molecule formation; homologous chromosome pairing at meiosis
Cellular component (GO): DNA recombinase auxiliary factor complex; condensed nuclear chromosome
Molecular function (GO): double-stranded DNA binding; recombinase activator activity
Source: RefSeq, a predicted model, not a curated record